AAACCCGUGCUUCUCGAAACCCUAUAUGCACCAAACCAUGUCUACUGCUUUCUUCUCCCCUUUCCUCUCCUCCUGCAGAUUCAUUCCUCAGGCUUCAGCAAGCUCGUGCUCUUGAAGCUGGCCACGAUGCGGAUUGUCACAGUGCCCCAGCUGGAGGACAACUAUGGCUACCUGAUUAUAGACGAUGCCACCAAGGAGGCCGCUGCAGUGGACCCGGUGGAGCCUUCCAAAGUGACUGGCGCAGCCAGCAGGGAGGGCGUCUCCAUCACUACAGUUUUGACCACCCAUCAUCACUGGGAUCAUGCUGGGGGCAACGAAGAGAUGGUCAAGCGCAUUCCCGGGAUCAAGGUGGUUGGGGGGGCGCACGACCGUGUCGCUGCCUGCACGCAUCCAGUAGAGGAAGGGGAUGAGGUCUCAGUGGGAAAGGGGGUUAAAGUGAGGGCGCUUUUCACACCCUGUCACACCAAGGGCCACAUCAGUUACUAUGCCACGGGGUCAUCGGAUGAAGCGCCCGCUGUCUUCACUGGGGACACCUUGUUCAUCGGCGGCUGCGGCCGUUUCUUUGAGGGCACCCCGGAGCAGAUGCAUCGCUCACUGCUGGGAGUCUUGGGCCGUCUGGACCCCGCGACCAGGGUCUACUGUGGCCACGAGUACACGGAUAAGAACCUAGAAUUCGCCGCAAGCGUCGAACCCAACAACGAGGCUCUGAAGCAAAAGGCCGCUUGGGUGAAAGAGAGCCGGGCGCAGGGCCUGCCGACUGUUCCGUCCACGAUAGGGGACGAGCUGGCGUUCAACCCGUUCAUGAGGGUCGAGUUGGACGCCCUGAAGGCAGCGACCGGCGAAACGGACCCUGUGGCUGUGAUGGCGAAAGUCAGAAUGAUGAAGGACUCGUAUGGGAAGAGGGGGAAGAUCUAGUGUGGCUCCAAUUAUAGGUGCCACCAGUGGUGAGUGAUAUGUCGUCGUGCAAGAACGUCUGUAGAUAAACUCAAUACAAGCAAGAUGCUCGCAAAAAGGGUUGCGACCGAGCUCCAGAUUGCAGAGAGCUGCAUCACUUCUUGUCACAGUGCUGAGAAAACUUGUCCACAUACUCACAGCAGCGGCCGUAAGAAGAGCGCAAGACAUGUCGAGUUGGACCAUGAACAAACCCUUCAACUUGCAACUCAUAUUUUUUGAGUCUAAACUUGAAAUAUUCCAAUCCGGCAUUUUGCAGAAGCUAUAAGGCCUCUUCGAAUUUUCAUAAGAGUAGCUUAGAGCGAGCAUAGCUGUCUAACAGCUUCAGCAAUCAUUCUAACGGAUCUCAACUUUCAGUCAAUGCCAGCUGUAAUUGUAAUAGCAUUCAAAUUGUCGAUUUUAUAGCAUGCAUGCGCAUGCUUGUUCUGAAGAGCCCGGCUGUAUCACGGCCAUAGCACCCGCAC
Molecule: messenger RNA, 1415 nt
Organism: Klebsormidium nitens
Lineage: Eukaryota; Viridiplantae; Streptophyta; Klebsormidiophyceae; Klebsormidiales; Klebsormidiaceae
Source: the annotation of a GenBank genome assembly